This is a messenger RNA of Penicillium alfredii, 408 nucleotides long. RefSeq lists its product as uncharacterized. The transcript has a single exon. The coding region runs from base 1 to 408 and encodes 135 amino acids. The record is from RefSeq and is a predicted model, not a curated record. NCBI's taxonomy places the organism in Eukaryota, Fungi, Ascomycota, Eurotiomycetes, Eurotiales, Aspergillaceae.
AUGCGCGGAUGCAACCGAGGGGGGAACCACGCAUUUUAUGCGAUCAACAAAGCUCCGGAUCCAAGCAACGCAUCGCACGCUAGCUUCGCAUGGCUUGACGCUAGGGGCAAGGCGGGGCAGGAAAACCGGGGUAAAAGCUCAGCAAUUACCCGAAUGCAACAGGCUGCAAGCGGUCGCUCAGAUGAGGGGGAAGAUCCGAGCCCCAGGGUCCAUCCACAGUUCCAAUCAGAUGACUAUAUGUACAAGGCCGAGCAAAACUCCGGUGGAGAGGAUCUGGUGAUGAGGUAUGCGGGAUUUGUCCAGCACACCGAAGGCUGGCAGACUGUCAGAGUUGAUGCCUCUCAAGUCGACCGUUCCGAUGGUUGUUCCGGUUGUCGCCUCAUCCCUCAGGCACUCAACAAUGCAUAG